Brienomyrus brachyistius is the source of this 5020-nucleotide messenger RNA. RefSeq names its product active breakpoint cluster region-related protein. Gene Ontology annotation, cellular component: membrane. NCBI's taxonomy places the organism in Eukaryota, Metazoa, Chordata, Actinopteri, Osteoglossiformes, Mormyridae. The record is from RefSeq and is a predicted model, not a curated record. The transcript is spliced from 23 exons. The coding region runs from base 1983 to 4523 and encodes 846 amino acids. Gene Ontology annotation, biological process: intracellular signal transduction; positive regulation of GTPase activity. Gene Ontology annotation, molecular function: guanyl-nucleotide exchange factor activity; GTPase activator activity.
CCCCAAUCCAAAAACAUGCUGAGGCUAAUUAGAAUGACCAAAUUGCCUGUGUGUGAGUGUGCCCUGCGAUGGGUUGGUGCCCCAUCCUGGGUUGUUCCCUGCCUUGCACCUAUAGACUCUGUACUCCCUGUUACCCGGGAUAAGGUUUCAGAAAAUGGAUGGAUGAUCUUGCAGCACCUGCUGUAGAUGUUCUGCUGAGAGGGCGGAGGUCAGACCUGCUACAGCACUCUGCCGCUUUGAUUACUCUUUGCAGUCUUGGAUGUCACUCCCUCACCUUAUUAAAGUAUACACCUGUGCAUGUAUGCGCAUGGACCAGGUAAGAUCUUAGCUACAUCAAAAAUGUUGUGGCAGUUUGCAAACCCUACUAUUUACAAGGUAAUAAAAACUACAUACAUGUAAAUGCGUGUGCAGACUCGUCUUAAAUUGAAAAUCUCACGCCAGCCAGUUGACCAAAGUCAAACCAAAAAAACAAUAGCAAUAAAUUAUAUCCUGCUUUGAUGUCCUGUACCUUAGCCACACACCAUUAUCCAUAUGAUCAUACUUUAACCAAGUAUAUAAAGUUGGUCAAGAAAUUGUGUUAGGCAAAAGCAUGCAGAAAAAGUAAAGUACCUAUAUUGUGUUGUAUUAUAUUGCUUUAACAUUUGCAUGCAAGUUAAAUAAUUUAUUUAUCCCAUAUAUUAAAGGCAGAGGGCGCUGUCGCGGCGUGGUGAGAAGUCGAUACGAAAAUUAACAGUAUUUUUACCGCCAGUUUUGCAUAUAUAAAUAAAUAUACAAGUAUUUAAUAAGAUAAAUUGCAUUAUCUAUUUAUUGUAUUAUUUUUGUUACAUUAACUUUUGUGUCACUUUACAUAAGCGCUCAUGAAACCGUUCAGAACGAUAGAUUAUGGUCACAAUGAGAAUUUAACAUUUUAAAGUAAGCUUUAGUCCAGAGAGCCUACACCGAGCUAUUUUAAAGGACAUUUCAGUCACGUAAGGGACAUUUCAGUAACAUAAGUUAGCCGGCUAUCAUCCGGACCACAGUGGCUGAAAUGAACCUUAAGUCAACCAUACUCCACACAGACAUACUGCUUAGCUUGUCACAUUAAACUAUGUUGACCCUGGUAUAGAAAGCACUGUCGGAAACAGCCAGCAUGGGGUUUUUUAUGGGUCACCGUUAGAGGAAUGAAAAUGUCCCUAACGGCGAUACUGGUGCGUCGAUCACUGUUCAGCAGCAGAUUUGGCGAUAAGAUAACAUUGCAUCCACAAACUCCUUUCUUUACUUGUAUCUGUGUAUUCCAGAUUGUAAUAUAUUGCACAAGAUCCUGGUGGUUUUGAUCUUCCUUCCUUUUACUGUCACUUUCUGUCACAGUACAACGUGCAUAACGGAGAAAACUAACACACAAUGCUUGAACAUUUAUGCUUGAUGUCAUUAAUCAUUGAACGGUCUUUCCCCCUUUUUUAGUUGGAAAAGCAGGAACUUACUUCGCUAAUGGGGAUUUUUGUUGGGGGGGGGGGGUGGUCACGCUUGCACCUAAUCAAACAACUUAUGGAGGACGAGGGCGGGCAGAUAUGCAGACUAACAAAUAUGUCAAUCAUCGGUGACACUUCGCUUUCUAACGAAUCGCCGGCACGAAGCAGCGAUGUUCUCCAAAUCGAAAAUGUAAAUGCAUAAGAGCAUAAAAUGGAAUGUCUGUUAACUAUAUACCAUCCCCAUAUUUCUAGUUAGCGACUGAAUUCUAUUCUAUUCCCCUUUCAAGGGGUGAACCCGAAAAGGGUUUAAACGUUUUGGAAAGUUUACGCGCAGUUACUUUCAUCGGUCACUUGUCAACAUCAUAGAAGCCCCUCGGUAACACGAAAUCCAGGCCGAGGUGGUGCAAAAAUGAACGUUUGAAGUGCGGUUCCUUUGCAGGACACACCUCUUACCGUCCUAACUUCGCCUCCUCUGCGGCCAGGAAAGCCAGGUGUUCAUUUAGAGCACUUCCCCUCCCUUUUCUGUCGCUUCUGAUGGACGUUUACGAAGAGGCGAUCGACUAUUUGCAGACGUACAAAGUUGCAGGAAUGGACAAAGUUGAGCCAGACCUGACAGAGGACGUAUUUGUAGUGGAAAAUGAAGAUGAGUUUAUGUCCAACCGUUUGCAAGCACUGAGCACGGUCCUCCCUGAAGAUGGGUUUAUCUCAAACACCCUUCCAGGAGACAGCAUCGACCUCCCGGAUACACCGACUGAUUGGGCCCCAGGCGUCCUCCUGGAGAAGAGGCUGGUGGUUCUUCGGAGUAUCCUGAAGAGUGAGCAGCAGUACCUCAAUGAACUGGAGACUCUGCUGACUCCCAUGAAGGCCCUGAAGGCAUCAGCGGGCACAUCGCAGCCGGUCCUGACCCCCCAGCAGGUGGAGACUGUGUUUUUCCAGGUUCCCGAGCUGCGGGAGAUGCACAGGAAUUUCUACGACGGACUGAGCGAGAGGCUGGAGCCGCUGCUGAGCACGGAGCCAGAGGAGGGGCAGCGGCAGUCCACCGUGCAGCCCCCCGUGGGGGACCUCUUCCUGAAGAUGGUCAGCCAGCUGUGUGUGUACCGGGGUUUCAUCGAUAACUAUGAGAGCGCGGUGGAGAUCGUGAGAACAUGCACCCAGGCCGACCAGCGCUUCCGGACACUGGCGGAGAGCAUGAUGUCCAACAAGGGGCCGGACAACUGCAGAACGAAAUACACCCUGGAAGCUCUGCUGUACAAGCCACUGGAUCGUGUCACCAAGACAACUCUGGUGCUGCAUGACCUGCUGAAGCACACCCCCGAGGACCAUCCAGACCACCCCCACCUGCAGGAGGCCCUCCGCAUCUCCAGCAGCUUCCUGGCUGGCGUCAACGAGGAAUCGCACUGCAAGAGAGCGGUCACGCUGACCAAAGGAAUAAGGCGGCAGCUGGUGCGCGAUGACUUCGUGGUGGACGCGAGCGAGGGCGAGCCCAGCCUGCGGCACCUCUUCCUGUACACCGACCUGCUGCUGUGCACCAAGCUGAAGAGCGGCACGCCUGGGAAGCAGACCCAGUACAGGUUCAGCUGGUACCUGCCCUUGGCUGGCCUGCGCAUGAACUUGGGCCCUGCGAGGGAGCAGCCUGCCGACCUGCAGCAUCGCAUUAGUGCCACCAGGGGCAAGAUGUUCCAGUUCAGAGAGGAGCUGAAGCAGGAGAAAGGAAGUAAAGGCCUGGGGGCUCGCACCCUGGACCGCAGUCGCAGGAAGCUGCAGCAGUGUGAGCUGUGGCUGUUGACUCACGCGCCCGUCCUCCCCCUGGAGCUGCACAGUCCCAGUGGCAAGAGUCACUCCAUCUUCCUGCCGUCGCUUUACGAGCUGGAUGAGUGGAGGGAAGCCAUCGAGAAACUUAAAGGAGAGAAUUUAGAGACGGUUCCCCCAGACCUGCUGGCCCUCACAAGCUCAUGUGUCAAGCUGAGAAUGACCCAGCAGCCUUCCCUCCAGAGCCUCCUCCCAGACUGUAAGAACAGACAUCUGUGUGGAACACUCGGCAUUGUUGUCCACUCUGCUUCAGGAAUUCAAGAGCCAGCCAGCUUGUACAUACGCCUUGAGGUAGAUGGGUACCAAUUCUUUGACAACACGGCCCAGACCCGUCCAUCUAUCAAUACUCUGACACCACAAUGGGACGAGGAGUUCUCCUUCCUGGUAGAUGGUGCACAUUGCCUUCGACUACUUUGUGUGAGACAACCAGACAAACGGGAGGGGAUCAAGGGUUACAGAGUCCUGGAGAAGACCACUCUAGAGCUGGACCUUCCGCUGAAACGCUGGAAGAGGGUCACCAUGAGAAUGGGCCGGGUGCAGGUGUCCCUUUCACUGAAGUACUGUGCGCACGCCUUGGAGCCCCCCAGGGCCACCCCUGUCCAGCAGCCUCCCAUCUUCGGUGUGCCCAUCGGCGAGCUGGCCCAACAUGAGAGGGUGCUGGUGCCACACAUCGUGCGCUCCUGCUCGGAGGAGGUGGAGCGCAGAGGCCUGGAUGAGGUGGGCAUCUACAGGAUCUCUGGAGCGACCAGCGACAUCCAGAUCAUGAAGAAGGCCUUUGACACCAAUGUGCGUGAUGCUGUGUCACGCCUCAGCACCGUGGAUGUGAACACGGUGUCUGGCACCUUGAAGCUGUAUUUCCGGGAGCUUCCGCACUCAGUCAUCCCUUCAGAGCUGUUCCAGAGUCUGGCUGAUGCGUUGGAAAUUUCCGACUUGAGGUCCAGACUGGACACCAUGGUGACCAUCCUACAGUCCUGUCCCGACGUGAAUCGCAACACAUUCCUCUUCCUCCUGCACCACCUCAAACGGGUGGCAGAGAGGCAGGAGAUCAACAAGAUGACCCUGAUGAACUUGGCUACAGUGUUUGGACCCAGCAUGGUUCGUCCUCCAGAAGUAAUUCUGGGACAGUGUGGCCCUCCAGUGGACAUUUCACAGGAAGUGGUCGUGCAGGUGCAGGUGCUUUACUUCUACCUUCAGUGCCAAAACCUCCCAACUCCUCAGACUUUAGCACCUCUGGACACAGAAGAAGAUACCGAGGUCACAUUAUAAAGAAAUAUUCCCUCACAACUGUCGCCACACACCAACAGAAAACGCUUAAGUCUUACGAGAUCGAGCCGUCCUCCUCUGGUGACUUGGGACACGGAGUGGCACUUCAAGAGGACAGCAGUCGUUCCUGGUGAACUGUAGAUAGACCUGUAAACGGCUUGACCUCAUGCCUUGCCCCCAGAACCAUUUCAAUGUGUUGUAUAAAAUGAUGUAUUGUUUAAAAUAACCAAUGUUCAAAACUAAAGAGAAAACAUAAAUGUCAAUGGUAGCUGGUUUCUAACUGCCUUCUGUAGAUUAGGAAUGCUGAGUGUGACCAUGUGCAAAGGCUCAUGUUGUAAGGAGCGGUGGAAAGUUCCAUCGGAGAGCUGGAGGUUGUGACGGAAAAGCAAAAUGCAGACCUGGUGUAUAAUCUGAGAAUAGAUGUUCAUCAGGUGGCGAGGGCCAGUGUUAAAUCUGAUCUGUCACGGCUCGGAUUCAACAAGAUGAAGUUCACGAAAACA